AAAAAUAGUGCAAGAUUUGUGAUGCAUACAUAACGCAUAUACAACGCAUAUACAACGCAUAUAUAACGCAUACAACACAGAUAUAACACGCAUAUAACAAGAUAUUAAAGAUAAACGCGUUAUUAAUAACGCGAUGCCUCGAACUUUAUGAUGAAAAAUACAUUACAUACACCAAAUACAGAUUCAAGAGAAAUUGCAUUAUGUACACCACAGUCAAUUGAUGAAGUAAUACGGGUUGUUGAAAGUGCAAUCCAAACAGGACUUGAAGCAGAGCCUUUAUCGAAUAUUUUCGAUCCAUUGCCUAGUUAUGUUCCCUCACAAAAAAUAUCGAUGCAGCCUCCGGCAUAUACACCGCCUUCUCCUCCACUUACGAUACAACGUUCGAAUUCGGCAUCUAUAUCAAGUGUACCAUCAGAAAAUCUAUCAUUUGCAAAUUCAUCAAUUAAAUUAUCAGAAAUUUUAAAUCAUUGGUGGAUGACGGAGAAGACAUAUAUAAUAGAGCUUUCUAUUUUUCAGGAAUUGCUUUUACGGGGAGCGCUUAUGUCACAGUUAAAUGUAUCAUCAUUGGAAACUAUUUCUCGUUGUAUCAGUAUUUUUAUUACGGCUAGUAGCUCUAUUAUCAAUACGUUUGAAAUGUAUAUUCCGCAACAUUUGCUUCAUAAAACAUUGAUGAAUACUAUUCCAAUGUUUACAGAUACGAUAUUAGAAUCUUUCGAAUUAUAUAUAUCGGUAUAUACGUUAAAACUAGAUGAUCAGUUUUUAAGUCCAGAUAAUCAUAAAUGGCUAACUAUUGCAUUGAGCAAUUGUGGAAUUCUACAAUCUACGAGUACUAAAAAAUGUCAAUGGCUUUUAAGUAGUCCUUUACAUAGAGUUAAAAUAUAUACGCGGAUUUUUCGGAAAUUUCUUCGUGCUUUAGCAGAUGCAGAUGAUGAAUUAAGUGAACAAUUUUCAUAUGCACAUCAAUGUUUUCACUUAUUACUUUCCAAAGCACGUGGACAUAUUAAAAUGAUCCGAGAGGGAAUAGGGCAGACACCUUCUGCUCCUAAUAAUAUGGAUAUGCUACAUAAUUUAACCUGUAGUGUUCGUCAGGUUGAAAAGGAAUUAGAUGUUAGUAAAAUGAGGGAUUUGUUUACUCUUGAACCAAAGAAAUAUAUUUUGGAUCUUCAGCCUCCUCAACUUCCAUUUGUUCGCUCUAUAAUUGCUCGAUCUAAUUUCUUUCUUAAGAUGAUUCACAGUAUUACUGGUGAAAUUAUUCAAAAAUACAUUGAACUUAUUCUUUUGACCGAUGUUAUAUUAUUUCUGGACAUAGAAGUUCCUAAAUAUAAAUUUCUUAUGUUUCAGCCUUUUUUAACUAGGAUAUUUAAAGUUAUCGAAACGGAUGAUGAACAAACUUUUAUACUUUCUAUUUAUGAACGUGAGCAAAUAUAUUUGACUGCUGCUAGCAAGAAACUCAAGAAACUAUGGAUCAAUUUACUUUCAUCUAGUCGCGCAGUUCAAAGCAUCAAUUAUUCAACAUUUAAGUUGUCACCAGUAGGUAAUCCUGUUAUUCCAAAAGAUACAGGAAAUUUUCCUACUAUUUUUGAUGAAAUGAAUCAUCGUUUAUCAUCUGAUUUGACACCAUUUAAGAAAAUUCUUUUACCAUCGCGAUCAUUAAAAUCUCAAAAUCAAGAUAAAUCUCAUACUAAAAAUCAAUUAUCUAUAACAUCAGAGAAGAAUAAUCAUGUCAUUGAAAAUGUGGAAUUAAAAAGUACCAAUACAAAAGAAAGAAAUUAUCAAUCAAUACCUGCAAGUCAGCCACAUCUCAAUACUUAUAAUGUUCUUGUAGCUCAUCAAAACAAAUCUGAAUCAACUAUUUCUAAGUCAGCAGAAUAUAUGCAAAAAAUAAUAUCUAGACCUACCUUUGAUCAGUCGGGUUUGAAUACUCAUUUAUUUCCUCAGCCUCCAGAUCGUACAUCAAAUGGUAUAUUUUCUUUUCCUGAUAAAAAUAGCCGACCAAACAAUUAUUCAAAUUCAUAUAUAUUUUCAAGAACAUCAAAAAUUAGACUCGAAACAUUACCAGAAGAAAAUGAAUCUUUUAUAGAUGUUCCAAAAUCGCCAGAUAUUGAUAAUAAAAAGACUGAUGAACAGGAAUCUUCUGAACACAGUACAUAUUCUACAGAAUUGGGGCCGGAUUCUAUUUCGGAGGCAACAUCAACAUCUUAUCUUAUUAAUGAAAAUAAUUCGAUUUCAUCAUCCAAAUCUUCUAAUUCAAACGUGGAUUCAAAAGAAAAUGAGUUUAAGCAGUUAUCAUCAUCUUAUAAAGACUAUAUAACUCAAUCAGCCACUGAUUCUGAUGUUUCUAUUUCUUCAAAAUCAACUCGAAGCUCAGGAAAGACCAAGACUGAGUCAGAUACAACUUCAUCCACAGAAGAACAAACAUCCUCAGACAUUAAUUUAAAUACAUCUCAAAUUUCAACAGCACCACAACUUCCUAUGCCAGAUUUGGGAAGAAUAUCAUUGACUUCUAUGAUAUUUAAUGAUUCCGUCUUAGGAUUCUCAUAUUCAGAUCCUAAUGCUACAAAAACAUCUGAAACUUCAUCGAAUAAAAAUAAUUCGGAUCAUACUGAAAUCCUAUAUAGAAACAGUAAAUUAAUUAAUAAGCUACCUCCAUCACUUUCAUCUGAAAAUAGUGAAAUACUAUUUUGUGAAAAGGCAACCGUAUUCUUUUGGAAUUCUACAUUUUGGAAAAACGUUUUUGAUAUUGAAGAAAAAGUGUUCCUUAUAAUCAAAUAUACAUGUACAACGGAUAUGUUCACGUUAGAAAUUUGUAAUUUAUCUUCUCAAGAAAUUAUUGUUUGUGGAGAAUUACAAAAAUAUUCUACGAUAGUAAGACAGUCCAAGCAAGAAAUAAGCAUAGCAUGCUUUAUACAAGAUCGAAUUUCAUAUAUUUUGUCAAAAUUUAAAAGUGAUAGCAAUGCAGAUCUUUUCUAUAUUGUUUCAUAUAGAAUCAUUAAUCGUGAUAAUCCUUGGGUAUUACAAAUUUUUAGAAAUCACGAGUCUACAAAUUAUGAGUGUAAUUCUAGUAAUCGUCCAUUAAAUACGACACCUAAACCUACAGAUUCUUCGAAAAGUUCUAAUAAAAAAGCCGGCUUGAUAUUAAGUAAAAGUAAAGCAAAAGUAUUUAUCCAAACAAGUCCAGAACAAUGGAAGUAUCUCGGCUCUGGCAUUCUUUGGAUUACAACAUUGGAUUCUGAUUCUAAGAAAAAUGUUUUGGUUGCCAAAAAAACUAAUCAACCAAACAAAUCAUCAACCAUUUUGAAUGGAGUCGUUUCUAAGUCGGAUUAUCAGCAAUCUGGAAGAUCUAGCAUUUUUAUGAGAUGCUUUGACGAAUUGUCUAAUAAAACAAUAUCUUAUACGAUAAAGGUCAAGAAUGGAAAACAAGCCAAAUCCAUUAUCAAUGUUCUAAAUGCUUAAGUCAUCGUACCGUAAAUUUUCACUUUACCUUUUUUUCAUUUGCAUUUAAAAGGUAAACGUAAAUAUUUAUAAGAGAUUCUUAAAAUUACAAUAAACAAAUUUCAAACAGAAG
Molecule: messenger RNA, 3565 nt
Organism: Pneumocystis murina B123
Lineage: Eukaryota; Fungi; Ascomycota; Pneumocystomycetes; Pneumocystales; Pneumocystaceae
Exons: 8
Coding region: 148-3453 (1101 amino acids)
Source: RefSeq, a predicted model, not a curated record